This is a messenger RNA of Uloborus diversus, 4063 nucleotides long. RefSeq names its product probable chitinase 10. The transcript has 15 exons. The record is from RefSeq and is a predicted model, not a curated record. Gene Ontology annotation, biological process: chitin catabolic process; carbohydrate metabolic process. Gene Ontology annotation, cellular component: extracellular region. NCBI's taxonomy places the organism in Eukaryota, Metazoa, Arthropoda, Arachnida, Araneae, Uloboridae. Gene Ontology annotation, molecular function: chitinase activity; chitin binding. The coding region runs from base 107 to 2911 and encodes 934 amino acids.
CGAUUCUAGUAGAUUUGCUUGUCUACUUAGUUGGAGGUUCAGCUCCAUUUUUUUGAGCAGCAUUUCUACGCUUUGUUUCCCAGAGCAAAAGAAACUCACCAGUAGUAUGAGUCAGAAGCGCUUUUUCUGUCAUUUGUUAUGUUUUGCUGUGUUUUUUGCCUUAGCUGAUCUCUACGCAGCUCAAGAAGAUCCUUUGAAAAUAUGCCGAGAAACAAAGUUUUGCGGAAAGAGAGUCACGUGCCUGUUCAACACCCAAUCUUAUUACAAAGUGAAUUUUACCCCGGACAAAAUUAUGCCUGAAUACUGUACACACGUGAACUAUGAAUUUGCAAGGCUAGAUCCAAAAAAGUACACCAUCAUGGAAGGAGACUUGGCUGUCGAUGUUGGAUUGAACUUCAUGAAUAUUACUGUUGAUUUGAAGAAAAGACUUUUUACUGGAGAGACAAAAAUAAUGCUUGCUCUUGGAGGCUGGAGAGACAGUACAAAAAAAUAUUCCGAGCUCAUGGAAACAGAUGAAAGACGAAAGAAUUUCGUCAGCCAUGCUGUGAAAUACUUAAAAGAUCACAAUUUUGAUGGAAUGGACUUUUCUUUUCAAUAUCCCAACUGCUGGCAGGGAGCUAUUGGAGUUCAUCCGGAUGACAAAGAAAAUUUUGUUAAAAUUUUACAGGAACUGAAGCCUGCAUUCGAAGCAGAGGGUCUAGUUCUUUCGAUCAGCGUUAGUGCAGUGAAACGUGAGGUUGAAGCUGCAUAUGAUAUGCCAGCCAUAGCGAAGACAGUGGACUUCAUCAACGUUAUGACAUAUGACAUGCACGGUCCUUGGGAACCUAAAACCGGACACCACGCCCAGUUUAAGUUCAAAGAAAAUGAUGAGGAUCCAGACUUAAAUGUUGAAGCGGCUAUGAAAAUAUGGGCAGAUGGAGUUGGUGAUCCAUCAAUGUUAAACCUUGGGAUUCCACUGUAUGCAAAGACGUUCACCCUCACAGACCCAGCGCAACAUGGGCUUGGAGCCCCAGCCUCAGGUCCUGGAAAACCAGGUCCCAGGACACUUCAAGGUGGAUAUAUGUCAUAUAAUGAGGUCUGUGAGGAGCUGAGAAGUGGAUCUUGGGGUGAGGAAUUCGAUUUCGAAGUGGGGUGGUAUAUCUACAAGAAUGACCAGUGGGCCUGCCAUGUUCCACCCCAGAUGGCAGUGCAGUUCGCGAAAUUCGCUGUCGAAAAAGGGUACGGAGGUGUGCUGCUGAAAGAACUGAGCGGAGAUGAUGUCGACGGAAAAUGCGAUACGCCGUUUGUGAUCACCAAAAUGGUCGGUAUGGAGAUGGUCCAUGAAGUACGAAGAAGCAUCAGGAAGAAAUCAAAAACCUCCCACACCUCCCACACCUCCCACAGCUUUACUUAUGUGGCUGGAUCCUCUUCUGAUGAAAGCGUUCAUGCCUCACUUUCCAGUAAAAAUUCCGUAGAACGUGAGGAUUCCGAAUCCGAUUCAUCAGACGAAGACGUUUCAGAAGAGUCUCUGCCACCCAUGAAGAUUGUAUGCUACUUCUCUUCAGCAUCCUUCUACAAAGUCAACUUCAACCCCAACGUGAUCGACCCUACCCUAUGUACGCACAUCAUCUACAAUUUUGCAAGCCUCAACGAUUCUUACCACCUUGAUGUCGGAGAUAGAUAUGUGGACAUUGAUCAAGGUUACUACGACAAAGUAACAUCUCUAAAAUCAAGAAACCCGUCCCUGAAAGUGCUCCUAGCUGUUGGCGGAUGGAAUGACAGCACGCGGAAAUAUUCAGACAUGGCGGCGGAUCCGAGCAAAAUUGUCAGUUUUGUCGAUUCAUCCAUUCCAUUCCUGCAGCAACACAAUUUUGACGGACUAGAUGUAGCUUGGGAAUACCCAAAUUGUUGGCAAGGAAACUGUGGAGUGAACCCUGCUGAUGUACCGAAUUUCAUCACUCUACUGACGGCUCUUCGUGCUGCAUAUGCUCCUGAAUCCCUCUUGCUUACAGCUAGUGUGUCUCCAGUAAGGGAAGAAAUUGAAGAGGCGUACGACGUGCCAAACUUGAAUCAGUUAUUAGACUUUAUCAAUGUAAUGACAUACGAUUUCCACGGAGGUUGGGAGAAGAAUACCGGACACCAUGCACAGUUUGCACCAACACCAAACGAUUUGACGUCAUCUCUAAAUGUGAACACUUCGGUAAAUCACUGGAUCUCCAGUGGCGCAGACAGAUCGAAGCUCAUUGUCGGAAUACCGUCCUACGGUAGGUCGUUCACAUUGGCUGCAGUCAACAAUUCCGGACUGAACGCUGCAGUAUUGGGACCGGGUGAACCGGGAAAGUAUACCCAAGAACCAGGAUUCCUAGGCUUCAAUGAGCUAUGUGAAGAUAUUAACAACUGGGAGUUGUACUCUGAUCAUCGCGCAGGAGAAUACGCAGUGAAGGGAGACUUGUGGGUUGGAUACGAUUCUCCAAAGAGAGCCGUCAAAAAAGCCAGAUACAUUCAAAGACUUGGUCUCGGAGGUGCAGCUUACAAACAUUUCUACACAGAUGAUUACAAAGGUACAUGCUACGGUACGCAGUUUCCUAUACUGAGAAGUAUUCAGUAUGCGCUGUUGAAUAAACAUCAAGAUUUUGAAAGAAAGGAAACUGACAUGGAGGAAUUCAUGAGAAAGAUCCAGCUGACGGUGCUGGUGUCUGAGAACCAAGACGUCGUGGACCACGAAGAGAAGGUGCAUUCUGAUGCGUCCGCCUCGGACGUGCUUAUCAGGAUGACCGCCACAGAGCUCUCCAGUACUGGUGAGGAGCAAAUCAAGGAGAUCAAAAUCAAUGCCGGAACGUUAGAUGUCAUCGGCGAGAAUAACGGCCACAUCCUGGAUUUGAUGCAACAAGCUUUCGCCACUGGUGGUUCCACGCGAUUCGUUGGAAAAUGAUCCUCGGUCGCUUGGAAAUGUAAUUUCCAGAUUGUGCAAAUAAAGACAAAUUCAAAUUUCAAGUCUGACAAACUCUGCAUAGUACCAAAUUCAAAAAAUUUAGUAUACAAAACUGUAAUGUACAAUAGCUUAAAACUCUAAUAAUUUUAAGCUUUGCGGUAAGGAUUUCUUAACCCUAAAACUAUUAAAUGGCAAUGGAAAUAACAUGUUUGUCAAAGUUUGUAAAAAUGGAUUCAGUUGAUUUUCCAAAUGCUUUUCCAAUAUUUGAUUCAUUUAUUAUUCAACUCAGUAAUAUUUGGAUUAUUGAUCAAAUUACUUUCAAUUAUUUUCAAUUAAAAAUUAAUCUUGAACAAAAAUGGAAUCAUGGCUGUAUAAGUUCAUCUGCGAUGUUUUAAAAAGAAUUUACAGUAAUGUACUUUAAACAAAAAAUUAUCAUUUUUUUGGCUAACGUAAAGAUUCUAGUAUCUCAAAAACACGGGGAAAAUAUUGUUUAUAAAUUUCGUGUGUUCAAUAAUUUGUAACAUACAUUUUGACUUAAGGUGAUACAUGGUCCUAAAAUAAUUAAACUUUUAUCUCAACAGAGAAAUUCUUUAUUUGCAAACAGUUGGAUCAUGCAAAUGAAAUGAAAUUGAUAUGCAGUUUCUUUAAAUCCGUUAAAUAUAAAAACUACUUCUAUUCCAACCAUUUCUCUGAAUUUUAUUUUUUCCUUAUUUGAAGCGGAGCAAUUUGUUUUCCACCUCUAAUACUUAUUAUUUGAAUUUGUAAGCGCAAUAUUGUUACUUUGAAACUGUUCCUCGUCAUUGAACGAAACAAUUAUCUUCUUAUAACUUUUAUUCUUGUCGAAGAUGUAUGUAUGUGGAGCAUAAGAAUAAAGAAUUCAUUAAAAAAAAUUAAUAAUUUUGCACUCUAAUUCGUGUUGAUCCAUAUAUUGGCAAGAGUUACAGUAGAUAAUAUAACGUGUUACGAAAAAUUUCUGAGUAGUUUUCUACAAAGUUGAUAACACACUCAUAAAUGUUAAAUUGCUUCAAUGUGGUGUUCUGACUUGAACUUAACGAUACAAUAGUAACUAUAAAAUGGGAAAAAAUUAAAAAUAUUCUGUUUUUUAUGUUAGAGUUUCUGAAUUUUAUAUUGUAAUAAAUUAUUUAUUUGCCA